Messenger RNA from Misgurnus anguillicaudatus (oriental weatherfish), 1088 nucleotides. NCBI's taxonomy places the organism in Eukaryota, Metazoa, Chordata, Actinopteri, Cypriniformes, Cobitidae. The record is from RefSeq and is a predicted model, not a curated record.
CUCAGGGCAGAAAGAAAUAUGAUUGGUUCACAAAAAUGACCAAUGAAAAUGCAGAGGAGGCGGGUUCAACAUUCGAAAAAAGCGCAUUUUUGAGUGAGCGUUAGUUAGCACUGGAGUGAGAGGAUUACGUGAUUACCGUAUACAUUUUUCAAAAGAAUAGAUAAGAAGCAAUGGAAAACAUUUGGAUUAAAGGUGUUAAAAGAAAGCUGAAGAAGGUUACAGAUCCUGAUGUCAUUCAAGAAGUUGUUGUUUUUGAGGAGAAGGAGGACGACUUCAUGCAGUCUUAUGUCAAGACAUUGGAAAAUGAAACACAGAACUAUUUUAAAUUGCCUGUAAGUACACACAAAGACUACUAUUAUUAUUCAUGUGAGAGAUCAAACAAAGCAACCGGAAGCAGCACAGGACAACCAACCCAAACCAGAGCAAACUCUUGCAGGGCGUAUGUGUCUUUCAAGAUAAUCAAGGAUGCUGGAUUUACAGGUGCUGUUGUGCACAAAAUGCUGAAGCACAGUGGACAUAACUUCAAUAUACAAGAAGAGGGUGUCAAAAACCGUAUUGACCCAGAAUUACUGGCGUUAAUUCAGAUGUGGCUUGAGCAAGGAUUAUCAGUCUCUGAAACACUUCUAAGGAGUGUUGAUUGGGCAGGAAGGCAUGGACAUAAAGACAAACUAAAUCGCAGAUACUAUGUUACACCAGAGGAUAUAAGAAUAAUUCAAAAGAGCCUCAAUGCCCUAAUUUUUCCAGAUGUAAAAGAUUGUAUCAGUGUUGAUAUACUUGCCACCUCAGAGUUAAAGGAGAAUAUUUGCUUCUAUCAACCACUAAGUGAUGGACAGCCCUUGAUAAUUGUAGUACAGACACCUUGGCAAAAACAACUUCUCAAGGAACAUCCACAUCCAAUGGUGUUCAUGGAUGCCACCUACAGGGGGAUCACCUCUUAUGGCUAUGCAUUUUAUGCACUUCUUCUAAGUAAUAGUAUUGGAAGAGGAGUUCCAUUUGCAUACUUUAUCGUAAGUCAGGAAUCAACAGCCACAAUCACUUUGUGCUUGGAAAAGCUUUCUAGCUGUAAUCCUGGAUUUCUUCCCCGGUAA